Messenger RNA from Vitis vinifera (wine grape), 1380 nucleotides. RefSeq lists its product as uncharacterized. The coding region runs from base 235 to 543 and encodes 102 amino acids. The record is from RefSeq and is a predicted model, not a curated record. The transcript is spliced from 5 exons. Lineage: Eukaryota; Viridiplantae; Streptophyta; Magnoliopsida; Vitales; Vitaceae.
GUCCAAAAUCUGGCGGCAGAGGGUCAACAAAAGAAGAUUCCAUUCCACGUGAAGAAUCGUAAAUACUCCCCUUCUCCUUCCAUGCCUAGAUUAUAUCUCUAUUCCUCCCAAAAUCUCGAGUCUUAGAAAGAAAUCUCCGUGUCCUGUGGACUGAGGCCUCUUUCACAUUCAACACUGUCGAAAGCGUAAACGAAGAGGUAGCUUCACUGCAGGCGAGGGCGAUGGUUAUUCAGUAUGGAGAAUAUGGAAAUUAAUGGUGGUAAUCCUUGUUCCAAUGAAAAGUUGCCCUCAGAGGGUUCGAAGAAUGUUAAUGAGGAAAGAAAUUCCAUCGAGAAAGAAGUUUGUGAUUCUGUCUUUAUCAACCAUGCUGAGAUAGCUUGGCAUCAAAGAAGAAAAGAGUGGGUUGGUGAUGAAUCCCAGAAGCCAAAGAGAGUGCAUAAAGAACCAGUUAUGAGCUGGACCACAACCUAUGAGGACCUGCUCUUAUCCACUGAUCGUUUUCAUCAGCCAAUCCCAUUAGCUCAGAAGUGCUCACGCUCUUGAGGAUCAGAUAGGACAACAACAGAAAGAGCAAGCAGUACUGGGACAGCUCAGUCAUUAAUAUCAAUUUGAAUGGUGGAGCUGAGAGCAUCAAUUUAGAUGUGCUGUCAAACUUUGACAGAGUUUGAAUGUUCAAUCUCUAUCCUCUUGCCCCCUUGGAGAUAAGUGCUGUGAAACUUAAGGUAUCCCUCUAUGGGUGGAUUUGAUUUUAUUAUCCUGGGGCAAUUUGAUGGCUCUGUGUCUCCUUCAUGAGUGGUUCGCAUGAUGUGGAAAAGGUUUCUUUUGGAAAACCCAUCAUCAUUAUGCCUCUUAGAAUCAUGCAAAUCCUUCAAGCAAGGACUCCAGAUUCAUGCUCAAACCAUUGUUAAUGGUCUCCACCACCAAAUCUUCUCCAUAAGCAGACUCAUUUCGUUCUUUUCCCUUUUGGGUUCCAAAGAUGGUCUCGAUCAUUCUCGCCUUCUUUUCUCACAAAUUGAUUGUCCAAAUUUGUUCAUGUGGAAUACCAUGAUCCGGGGCUACUCACGCAGUGAUAACCCUCGAGAAGCAAUUGUCCUGUACAUGUCUAUGAUAGCUAAAGGUAUUGCACCACCCAAUAAUUUCACCUUCCCAUUCCUACUCAAUUCUUGUGCAAGGUUGUCCAGCCUAGAGCCAGGGCACGAGGUUCAUUCUCACAUAAUAAAACAUGGUUUUGAAUCAGAUCUAUUCGUUAGGAAUGCCCUAAUUCAUCUUUAUUCUGUUUUUGGAAAUUUAAACCUUGCACGCACUCUAUUUGAUGAAAGCCUUGUUAGAGAUCUUGUUUCAUACAAUACCAUGAUAAAAGGGUAUGCCGAAGUAAAUCAA